Molecule: messenger RNA, 2754 nt
Organism: Oncorhynchus kisutch (coho salmon)
Lineage: Eukaryota; Metazoa; Chordata; Actinopteri; Salmoniformes; Salmonidae
Product: A-kinase anchor protein 6
Exons: 5
Coding region: 256-2754 (832 amino acids)
Cellular component (GO): perinuclear region of cytoplasm; sarcoplasmic reticulum
Molecular function (GO): transmembrane transporter binding; protein kinase A binding
Source: RefSeq, a predicted model, not a curated record
GUUUCCAAGGCAACGGGCAGGGCCUUUCUCCUGAAAGGCGCCGCAUCAUCAUUAUCAUCCACGCAGGGCUGGUCGAGAGGAAGCAGGAGCUAUCAGCCCAGCAGUGGGUAACAUCAAGCAUCUUCUCUUGCUUCAUGUCGCGCUGCAGCACAGUCUCCAUCAACACUCAGUAAAAGGAAAAUGAUGUGGACGCGAAAAGGGAUAUGCUGAUUUGAGAACGGCCCGAUCAACUAUAGGAUCUAGCUGUUAUUCACCAUGAACGUUGCGGUGUCUCCCAUGGCCAGAGAGGCUGCCUCACCAAUGAUCACCUCCGUCACACCCAGCUUUGAGGAGGAGGAGGCAGGCCCCAGCCUCAGCCAGGGUGGUCUCUGUAGAGAAGGGCUGGCCCAGGAGAGGGACCCGGCACGGAGGUAUCAGAACCAGAAGCCCCCUCCCCUGCACACAGGGGCGGACUGGAAGGUGGUGCUGCACCUGCCUGAGAUUGAGACGUGGCUGAGGGCCACCACUGACAGGGUCCGGGAUCUCUCCCACUCUGUCCACCAGGACUCAGUCAACAAACACCUGGAUGUACACCUAGUGCAGCUCAAGGACAUUUGUGAGGACAUCUCGGACCAUGUGGAGCAGAUCCAUGCAUUGCUGGAGACAGAGUUCUCCUUGAAGCUGCUGUCCUACUCUGUGAACAUCAUUGUGGAUAUCCGCAGUGUGCAGCUCCUGUGGCACCAGCUCCGUGUCUCUGUCCUGGUACUGAAGGAGAGGCUGCUGCAGGGCCUCCAGGACUCUAACGGAAACUACACCCGACAGACAGACAUCCUGCAAGCCUUCUCCCAGGACCACCACCAGGCUCGCCUGGAUGCUCUGACUGAGGUGGACGACUGCGGCCAGGUGACCAUUAAGUGCAGUCAGGACUACUUAUCCCUGGACUGUGGUAUCACAGCCUAUGAGCUCAGCGACUAUAGCCCCAGUGAGGACCAGGAGGGUACCAGCGGAUUGGGCCAGGGGCAGGAGCCCUGCUGUAGAUACACCAGUCUAAAGAGCGACUUCCCAGAGCUCAUCCAGAGUGUGGACCUGCUGACCAUCACAGCCAAGCAGAGCCAGAACCAGGGGGCCGUCUCAGAGCAGGAAGAGGAGGAGCCAGGUACCCCUAUAGAGAAACACAGAGACAAGCCCUCUAGCGCAGGGGAGGAGAAUAACCCUGCACCUGGACCCAAAAUGCCCUGCGACACGCCCCAGAGCGAGAGCACUCCACUCUCCAAGCAGCCCCUUCAGGGCAGCGUGAGUAUCGAGGUGUCCCCCACUCAGCCUGUCCUGCCUAAGAAGCCCAUUUAUCUGGAGGGAGAGGCUGAGUCCAGCCUCAGCCUAAGGAGAUCCACCCUGCCUCCCUCUCUUCAAUUCCAGGCAGACCUGAGCCAGAGCACUCCCUCUCUCCUGGACCUUCCCGACCGCUCCAAGUUCUGGCUGGAGCUGAAUGCUGUGUGCCCCAGCAACGCCUCCCAGUCCUUUGACAGUCUGCAGGCUAUGAACAGCAUGAACCUGCAGGCCAGCAGACAAAGAGAGGCUGGAGGUUACCAGAGACAAGGAAGCCCUGUUGGCGCUCACAUCCCCCUACAGAGGAGCUCCUCAGAGGUAGACCAGGGAGGCCACUUCCCCCAGGACCUCUCCUCUAUCCCCACCCUCUUCUCAGGCAACAAUGGAUGCAGCAGGGACCUGAAGGAUCCACAGACAGACAGAGACACAGACAGCUCCCUACCCUCUCCUAUGAGAGAGCCCUCAGACCACGAGUCCCACGAUGAGGCCACAAGCGAGGACUUCCGCCCUCCCACCAAGGAAGCCGUCUGGAUCAUCCAGCCCCAGUGCCCCCACCUCCACCACCCAGCCCCAGUGGGGACCAGCCCUAACCCCAGCAAGGAGCACUGGUUCAGGUCAGAUGAGUUCCUGGCUCUCCCUGCCAAGCUAAAGAAGACAGAGAUGUUGGCUAUGAAGCUGGAGACCCUGGCCCAGAGACCUGGCCACCAGGGACACCAUGAGUCGAUUCAGGAUGUAGACGACUGGGAGCUAACCGAGGUCAAUUCAGACUGGGAGGGCGAGGGCCUGGGCAGCCCCCAACCCCCUUUGGGCUUUGACCCCCUCCAACCCCCCUACAAGAGGCCUUUCCACGUGGGGAUGGGGAACUUCUCGCCCACCUUGUCCAGCGACAUGACUCCAUCCCUGGAUGAGAGCAUCGAGUCGGCCCCCCUCAGUGACCUGCUGUCUGAGGACGAGGCCUGGAGCUCCAGGGAGAGUAGGAAGAGAGACAACAACAGGGGCUGGAGCUCCGGGGAGACCAGAGCGAGAGACACCAACAGGUCUCUCGCCCUGCAUCCCACCACCACCACUACCAUGGCCCCCCACAUAGAGACACAGUGUAAACCUUUCAUCCAACAGCUACUGGAUGACAUCCAGCACCACGACAACCACCCGGACAUAUGGGGCAAGAUAGAGGUAAUGAGAGCAUCAGCCUCUGACACAUACACUUUUACUAUGAUGUUGUUGUUGUUUCAAGCAUUGGUUAUUCCAGGAUCUAAAAUGCCUCGCCUGGAUGCUCUGACUGAGGUGGACGACUGCGGCCAGGUGACCAUUAAGUGCAGUCAGGACUACUUAUCCUGGACUGUGGUAUCACAGCCUAUGAGCUCAGCGACUAUAGCCCCAGUGAGGACCAGGAGGGUACCAGCGGAUUGGGCCAGGGGCAGGAGCCCUGCUGUAGAUACACCAGUCUAA